AUGUCCGACCUCCGACUAUUGUCUUUGCCUCGACGUCUACGGCACACUGGUGAACUGGGAAGGUGGCAUUCCAGCCGCCAUCCAGCCUAUCCCACCAACACAAUGUUCCGUCUCCAAGAGGACAUCCUCCAAACAUUCCAAGACCUAGAGCAUGAUCAACAAACCCAAACCCCAGAUCUGGUGGCAUACUGGACCUCCUCAAGACCAUCUAUCCAUCCUCUCCUGAAGCUGGGGUCUACCACCCCACAGCCGAAGAAAAGUAAAUCCUUCGGCGAAUCAGUAGGUGAAAUUGUCUCGCGUUCCCAGACACAGUGGAUGCAUUACGCGACGACUUUCAAACACUGGCACAAACCGGUGGUUCUUAUCCAACGACCGCGCGUCGUUCGCAAAGACCAACGCAGCAUGCAGUUGGCGUGUCAACGCCAUGGAGCCCGUGCCUCUCGAACCACUUCCAGACAUUCUGCCCUGAUCAAAUUGCCCUGCCAAAGGCCAGGCAUCACCCCUACCAAAGAAUCACAAUCACCUUCCGUAUAUCCAUCAGCAUACCGGGUGAAAUCCGCUGUCUCGACCGGGAUUACCAGCGAUUGUUGUCCCGAUAAUACCAUCCGGCAACCGCCGUCCAAGCAGCAGCAACCUGAACACCCGCGCAUCGCCGUGGACGGGACCAAUGUUCCCAUAAUUAGCCGUUCCAGCUGCAAAGUCCCCGUAUCCAGUCCCGCUAAAGCACAGAUGGGAUUCGUAGCGUUGGACAUGCCGCCAUCGAUCGAGCGUGCGGCAACGUCCCUGCCAAAUCGGCACCUCGUUCUACCACCAGCAGAGGACAUCCGGACGAAAUUCUUUAAAGCCGCGACACCGAGUCACCGGGUCGGAAGAGGGGGUUCGAAAACGCCCUCGAUAUUCAGCACGUCCGGCUGCUUUGUGCUGGAUCACCCCGCAAUCUCAUGGGCAUCGGUACGACUUUACCCCGGAGAGCACAACGCUGUCAGAAUCAAAUACAAGGAUCGCCUGAUGUUGAGUCCAUUCUGA
Molecule: messenger RNA, 1026 nt
Organism: Aspergillus tanneri
Lineage: Eukaryota; Fungi; Ascomycota; Eurotiomycetes; Eurotiales; Aspergillaceae
Exons: 2
Coding region: 1-1026 (341 amino acids)
Source: RefSeq, a predicted model, not a curated record